This is a messenger RNA of Leptopilina heterotoma, 7260 nucleotides long. It is a transcript of the gene sick, whose product is annotated as protein sickie. The record is from RefSeq and is a predicted model, not a curated record. The coding region runs from base 228 to 6995 and encodes 2255 amino acids. Lineage: Eukaryota; Metazoa; Arthropoda; Insecta; Hymenoptera; Figitidae. The transcript is spliced from 23 exons. Gene Ontology annotation, biological process: neurogenesis; nervous system development. Gene Ontology annotation, molecular function: protein binding; ATP hydrolysis activity.
UAAAUAAAAGAAAUAAAUAAAAAAAUAAUGGUAAAUUUUGUUAUUAUUUACCAUAAAAUACAGUGACGUGAAAAUAUUUGGUAAAACUGACAAAAAGAGAAAGAGAGAAAAAAAGAAAGAAGAAAAAAAAAUUGGCAACAGUGACGGGUGGAAUUGUUUCCUCGGAUGAAGUUUGUGUUGAAUUUAGAUUGUUUCACUGAUCCACGUGGACAGUUCGAGUCGCAACCAUGGCCUGCAUCAAGGCUCCAAGAUCAAUCAGAGGCUCUUGCGAUGAUAUGAAGACAGAUUCGACUCGUAAUAUUAUUCAGAUCUACACCGAUUGGGCGAAUCAUUAUCUGGAACGAGGCGGUUGCAAGAGGCGAGUUACAGACCUCCAGGCUGAUCUCUGCGACGGAGUUCUUCUUGCCGACCUUAUCGAGGCCGUCACAAAUCAAAAAGUGAUCGACGUCAAUCGAAAGCCAAAGAGUGCCCAGCAAAUGGUUGAAAACGUGAGUCUAUGCGUGGGUGCCCUGCGGGCACUUGGUGCAGAUGUUGGGGCUGUGAAUCCCGGCGAAUUAACAGCAGGAUCAACCCUUCGACCCGUCCUCGCCCUUCUCUUUGCCCUCUCGAGGCACAAGCAGAGAGCAAAACAGCUUCAGGAUAUGCCUCGACUACCGUCACCCUAUAACAAGCAGGCGACAGUCGUUGCUGCGGGAAGUACUCCGGGUGGUACGAGUAUCCCCCUACCUGCAACUGUCGCGGCGACAAGAAGAUGCCCUCCGGACAAAGUCAGGCCAGCACCAUCCCCUGGCCAUCAAACGCAGCUGGGAGGCUUGAAGCACGGAAACGGGGGUAUUGGCAGUGCGAGCAGUUCGAGAAGUACAAGUCCAAGUCAACAGCAACCACCACAAAGCGUACUUUCCUUUAUUCCACAGCCAAGAAGUCAAAACUCAACCAACAGACAACCAGCAGCCACUACCCCGAGCCCUCGGACAUCGACAGUGGGCCGUCCAAUUGGCUUACGAGCCCCGCAGCAAUCGCCUUACGCAACGCCAACACCUCCAGUUCAACAGAACAAAAAUUCAGUUCUCGAUAAAUUCAAACUCUUCAACAACAAGGACAAAAAUCAAGAUCGCUCGAAACAAACGUCCUCAGGCGUCUCGAAACGAACCUCCAGCUCCUCAGGCUUCUCAUCGGCACGUUCGGAGCACUCGGACAGCUCAACGUCACUCUGCGAUCAAACUAAAGCACAAUUAGAAGCGCCAAAAUCAAAAAAUCUCAAAUCAAAACUCCAGGCAAAACCCUCGAAGCAAGUGAGUCCAAAAUCGGCUCGCAAGGAACAAGCCAAGGCCCAGACGAAAAUCGGCCGAACGAAAGCCUCCGAAAAACUCCUCUACAAUCCCCCCAUCGAGGAUGUCAAGACGAACAGCAAAAUUGCCAAUAUCGGCGCCAAACUCAGUGGCGAGAAACGUGUCUCUAUCGAUCUUCUAAAGCAACCUUCGUCACUCACCCAAAAAGCAUCCCUCCCACCACCAAAGCAAAUACCUCAGGAAACAAAGUGCCAACCAGCCGCUAAAAUCGAACCAAAAUCCAUUCAAAAACCGAAAAUGGAAUUCCCCGCCAAAAUGCAUCUCAAAUCACCAAUUAACGGUUUAAACAAGGACAUUAUCAUGCAAAAGGAUCUCGUCACAAAUUCAGAUGCUAUCAAAGACGAACGCGAAUUGAAAGAGAAGGCGAUGAAUCAGACAAAUCAGAGUUUAUCCGCGGAGAAAGAGAUGACAAAAGACAAACCAAUUUCAAACCAAACUAACGAUCUGAUAAUAGAGAAGAAUGAAUUGAAAUCAACAAUGGAAAAUAAAAGUAAUUCCGAAUACAAAGCAAUCAAUCCAGACGAGAUGCCUGUUCAAAUUCAAAUUCCCAAUAGUCCAUUGAAUAAACACGUUCUAAACAGCCCUCCACCUUCUACUCAUCCUUCGAGUACGAAUUUAGCGCCGGGAAUUAGUCCAGGCUCGAGCAUACCAAAACCCACGGCACUAGUGAAAGGAACCUCGAAACCGCCGAAGGAGAAUAAUGUGCCGAACAUUCCAACGCCGACAAAACACAAAAGCGAUACGCUACACCGGAAACUCGAUCCAAAUACGGUAGCAAUGGUCUCGCCAAUGCCCAGCAUCUCUGAUCUUAUGUCGGAAAGUUCGCACAGCAAUUCCAAUAGUACUGGGCAAAGUAAUUCGAGUGAUGGGAGCGUUAUUUACAGACCUAGCAGCGAGAGUGGAAGUGAAAUUAAAACCAUUCCGAAUAGAAAGAUUGAGACGACCUUUGAGCAAAUGGAGAAGGUAUUAUCAGAGAGUUCGACCUGCGGCGGUACGAUCGCAGACGACGAGGCGGAGAUGACCGUGAAACCAAUGCAACCUCUUCUGCGAGGCUACACGCCGGGUACCCGAGGUCUCCAGACCCUGCCAAGCAGAGCAACAACUCGACAAUAUACAAUUCUCCACUCGACGUCCCAUCAUCACGUUGGACACGACUACGCGGACAUUGACAUCGCCUCAGGUUACCUAAGCGACGGGGAAGUUCUUCGCGGUGGAAUGAACGUUACCAACAGGACACUCUCCGAUCUUUGCGAUGGCUACAUGUCCGAGAGCGGCGCCUCUCUUUAUGCCCGUCGGAUAAAUCCAUCCUAUGGACACGAUCACGAGAGAUUCGUGAGUGGCUCAAGGCGAGAAUUGACAGGUGUGAAGGAAAUUGUUACCUCGAGGAGAGUUCAAAAGAGGCCAACUGCGGGAAUUAGAUCUGAUGAAGGAUCUGGACAUCAGAGUGGUUUGCUAGGAGGUUGCAGUGGAGGAAGUGACGCCCUGGCGGAACUCACUAUCGAGGACCUGGCCUCUAUUCCAGCCAGCAAUCAUACCAGCGCUAAUCACACUGGACACUCCUCUCACCACAAGAGGGUGCCAGGAGGUGGUAGCGUGGUCGUGGGGGGUGGCAGUGGCUUGGCCACCCCCCAAGGGGUACAACAGGGUAACAACCUCGUCUAUAGGGUGGUAAGUUCACGGCACCCUGGUAGCAGUCAUCAUUCCCACGUCAAGAAGUCAGAUAGUUCUCAACAAACUGAAAACUCUGCAUUCAAGCAACAGCAGCAUCAACAACAGCAGCAGCAACAACAACAGCAACAACAACAACAGCAACAACAGCAGCAACAACAACAAAAUAAUUCCAACAGUAUUUCCAACAGUCAACAAUGGAAAAAGUAUAUCGAGGCAGGUGCAGCCAGAGACAGAGACAAGGAGGGUGCUCCCCCAAGUCCUAGUCCCUCCAGACGAUCACAAGAAAAACAUCGCAAGCAGACAAUGGCCGAAUACGCGAAUGGAGAAAAACCUCAAAAAGUGUCAUCGGGAACUUCAACCGGAAGUAGUAAAGUAAGAGGAGUGCCGCAAAGUUUUGGUUACGUUAAAAGACACAGCGCUGGUACGAGUCCGAGUCCAAAUGGAGUUCAAAAUGGUUCAAAAGACGCGACACGCACCGCACAAGUCAGCGCAGUACCAAGGACAAAGGUCAAAGUAUCCGGUGGCACGCAAACCUGCACAACCGAAUUACAGGCGAAUUCCUCGAGUUCAAAUCAAGGUCAUCAUUACAAGAGUUACAGUCUGACUGGAGCAAGUGCCAGUCAACUGUCGCAAUCGGUUCGCGAUCGUCUAAUGCUGGGCUCGCAAAGUCUUCCGAAACCUGGAAGUCCAGAAUUCACGGCCUUCUUCGCGGCGGCCCAUCAUCGGGAGCGCGGCAGCGGCGGUGGUCCCACUUCGUCGUCGUUCUCGCCGCGUGUCCUGAAGCCAUCGGACGGCAGUCUCAGCGACACGUGCAGCACUUACGCGGCGCCCGAUCUCCAAGGCUACUAUGGAAGUCCCAGCAGUCCCUACGCCACUUCCUGGAUGAGGCACAGCAACACCUACACGCCGAGUGGUCGAUCUCAAGGAAUGGGACUCUGCGAAGCUGACAGUGUUGAAUCAUUAGGAUCUCACAGAGCAAGUUUAACACACGCCCGACUUUUGAUGCACCAAAGAGAUUCAACGGGUUCUCCAGCUCCGCCACGACUCAAUAGAAGUAAUUCCAUCAGAUCGACAAAGAGCGAGAAAAUGUAUCCUUCAAUGUUGGCUCGAGGAAGUGGCACAUCAUCGUCAGUGGGUGAGGAAGUGGGCAUUGGAAUGGGUGUCAGUGUUGAACCUUAUUACAGCGUUCCCGUUGGCACUGCUGGGUGUCCAGGUCAACACUGGUCACAGCCAACAUCCCCCACACCGGCUCAUGCUUCCCGACAACCACCAAAUCUCUAUCAACACGUUCACAAGGAUGACGAAAUUCAUGGAUCUUCAGUUUCGCUUGUAUCAACAGCAAGCAGCCUCUACAGUUCAGCUGAGGAAAAACAAGCACACGAAUUGAGAAAACUACGCCGUGAAUUGCUGGAUGCCCAGGAAAAAGUUCAUUCGCUGACAAGCCAACUCUCAACGAACGCUCAUGUCGUAUCAGCUUUUGAACAAUCUUUGUCCAACAUGACUCAAAGGCUGCAACAGCUCACGGCCACAGCUGAGAAAAAAGACACAGAAUUGCAGGAAUUGAGGGAUACAAUCGAGAGGCUUAGAAAGCAGAGUGCGGAGGCCACUUUGAAUAACAAUAUUCGAAGACACACUCUGGGCGAUUCAGAUUCUGGAACAACCGGAUGCACCGGAAACAGUAAUCAUCAAGGAUCGUCAAUCGCGAGACAAUUGUCAGCAGACAGCGUAACAUCACUAAACUCUUUGAGUAGCGCUUGUUCCAUCAGCAGUCAUCACAAGAAGAAAGGCUGGCUUCGAAGUUCCUUCUCGAAAGCUUUCUCUAGUAGAACUCGUAAACACCGACAAGGCUCCAUAUCGGACGCCGAGGAUUGCAAGGAAGGCGUCGGAGAUUUGAGUGUACCAAACAGUCCACGACUACCAAUUGCCGCCAAACACGAGAGGGUGGGUCAGGAUCAAAAUCAAACACCAAAAAGCAACGGUCAAAAAUCGCCCGAAAGUAACAAUGCGAUACCUGGAAGCAAGAGCAGUUCCGCUCUCUAUAAGCAGGAGGACGAGGACGACGAGGAUGUCGACGAGUUGAAGAAACAAUUGCGAGAGAAAGACAUGGUCCUAACAGACAUCAGACUCGAGGCCCUUUCAUCCGCUCAUCAACUGGAAUCCCUCAAGGACACAGUCAUUAAAAUGAGGAACGAGAUGCUAAAUCUGAAGCAGAACAAUGAGCGCUUGCAGCGAUUGGUGACCUCGAAAUCUUUGACAUCGUCACAAUCUUCGCUGCCCAGCGACCCGGAACGACGCUUCAGCAUGACCGAAGUUGCAUCUACCGUUGCGGCACUGUCGAACGGUGACCACGGCUCGACAUCAAAUCAAUUGGAGGACUUGAAUAUUCCCGAGCAACCGGUGGUGCCGUCAGCGACAUCGACAUCAACGGAGCCAGCGAUCGAGCAAGAUACCGAUGGCAAGCGAAUUAACGUCGCUGUUUAUCUCGGCAGUGAAAAAAGUUUCAAUUUUAAUCUCGGCAACUCGACCGAAGGCGGUGCCAGCGAUCCACCUCACUGCAUCAUUGCCAGCGUUUGCAUCUCCAAUAAAACCACCUGGGACAGUCUCGAUACCACUGUCAGAAGAUGCUUCAAGGAUUACGUCACGCGAGUCGAUCCUGUCACCAAUCUUGGACUUGGAGUCGAAUGCAUCGCCGCUUAUCAUCUCGGCGAGGCCUCAAGGUGCAUCACUGAAUCCCAACAUCCGGAACUGCUUCCCUGUGGAUACAUGGUAGGCCACGUGAAAUCAAUUUACUUGGUCCUCUCGGGAUACUCGUGGCUGGCCGUCGAUACACUGAUUCCGAGAUCGAUAGUUCAGAGGCAGGUGAAUCAUCUCAUGGAACAUCGACGAGUAAUUUUGUGCGGUCCAAGUGGCACGGGCAAGAGUUACCUGGCAGGAAAGCUUGCGCACGCUCUUGUGGACGCCGACACGGAGAAUAAGGACGCGGCUGCUGUGGCGACCUACAACGUCGAUCACAAGUCCAGCAAGGAGCUCAGACAAUAUUUAACUCACAUUGCCGAAAGAUGCGAUUCAAACGCUGCCGAUGAACUGCCUCGUGUUAUUAUUCUGGAGAAUCUCCAACACGCCGCCUCACUUAGCGAAUUAUUUAGCGGACUUCUGGGCACCCGACAUUCCACGUGUCCCGCGAUUAUUGGCACCAUGAGUCAAGCCACGUGCAGUACUACUAAUCUUCAGCUGCACCAUAAUUUCCGAUGGGUUCUGUGUGCGAAUCAUAUGGAGCCAGUGAAGGGUUUUCUGGGAAGAUAUUUACGACGGAAAUUGCUGGAACACGAAUUACGCGAAACCGGAGGAGCUAGAAAUGCAGAAAUGGCUGCCGUCGUUGAAUGGUUACCGAGAGUUUGGCUUCAUCUCAAUAAAUUCCUGGAGACCCACAGCAGCUCCGAUGUAACAAUAGGUCCACGACUCUUCCUGUCUUGUCCGAUGGAAGUAUCCGGAUCUCAAGUUUGGUUCACAGACUUGUGGAAUUAUUCUGUGAUUCCGUACCUGGUGGAGGCUGUCAGAGAAGGUCUGGCACUUUACGGACGAAGGACGAGCGGAAGCGGAAAUGGAGACUCAGUUUGGGAAGAUCCUGCGCAAUUUAUCAUUACAAGUUAUCCCUGGAUCUCGACUCACGCCGUUCAUGGCGGAAGUGACGCUCUCCUACGACUCAGGCCCGAAGAUGUCGGCUACGACGUUGUCACUUCCGGUCAUUCUUCGGGAGUCGGAGCUUCCAGUGUCAAGAGUCUCGGUAGUACUCACAGCGACACAGACGGAGAUCCUUUGUUAAACAUGCUGUUGAGACUUCAAGAGGCAGCCAAUUUUUCGAGUCCACUUAGCAACGAUAGCGAUUCGAAUUCAUUGGAUUCUUCUCACACUCGCCACUCGGAGGAUUUAAGUUCCUCGACAUCGUCUUCAAGAGGUGUCGAGUCCGCUCUUUAGAUUACGUCACUGCUCGUAAGACGACAAUAGACGUAGUGAAAAAUCUAUUUGCAAUUAUAACCUCUCGCAUUUGUUGAGUAGGGGAAAAAAUGAAAUCAUCAAUUUACAUCGAGUCGAAAAAAAUUUCUUAAAGAAAACAAAUAAGAAAGAAAAAAAACCUCGAGUAAACUAGAAGCAUGCUAGAAGACAGCGCUUUUUCAAAGCCACAAUUAUUUUUUGUACAUAAGCCAACAGAAUAUCGUGUAUUUCAAAUAUUUCAUUGAAG